AUGGAGGAGCAGUUCCGCGUUUUACUGGGCGCGUGCGUGGCUGUCAGCACCGCUGCGGCAGCUUCCGCAUGCGACCAAGACUACUGGGAUUCACUAUGCGGCGAUUCCGCGCCGGACGACGCCCUCUCAUUGGUUGAAGAUCUGGCUCUGUUGCUCGCUAGCACCAACGUUUCUGCCAAUAAGCUACUCAGCCUACUCCGGGUGCUGCUAGUGCAUCCAUCGCUGCACUGCGCAGGGCUCGUGCGAUUGGCUCAAAUGACGUUAAAGGGCUUCAAGUUGGCCAAGCGCUGGGAUGCACUCAACGCCGUAUCGACGCAACUAUUAGACGCUAUUUACGCCAAAAUCCUGCACAAAGACACACGAGAACGUGCUCUACGGCUCUACAUCGAAGUCCUCGUGGGUUUCCAGCAUUCCGCCGAGCUGUACGAGAAAAAUGUGACGAAAAUUGUCAAAUUGGCCGAAUUAUUCAGUGAAGAAAGUGAAGAAAGCAAGGAAUUGGUGCGUCCGCUGCUGGUAGCGUGUGCUGCAUUGGAGCAUUGUCAUCGCGGCUACGAAGCUGAAGCCAUGACGCUUCGACGAGCGAUGAGAGCGAGUUUUGGGUCCCAUGUGGACCGCCCCACUGCUGCUGAAGCCGAAAGACUACUGAGAAGCAGCGCGUGGGUGCUGUCAGCGGAUGAAUUGGGCGCCAUGCUGCCUUCUAUUGAGGGAAAAUGGGUCGUGGACGAGUUUGUCAGUGAUCAACAUGGCAAUGGGGGGCCUCAGAAUGCAGGUUCAGUGCUCUUGAAGACAACGAAUAACUGCUUUGCUCACGAAGUUAAGGCGACGAUGGUGGAUGGGAAACUGCAGCAGAAAUUGGAAUUGACGGGGUAUUUAUUCCAGCAGAUGCCGGAGAUGCAGGUGUUAAUGGCUCAUCCAGAGGCCAUGGAAAAGUCGACGUGGGAACUGGAAGGACAUUGGAGACAGCUGCAUGAGGAGACUGGAACCGCUAGUUCGAUUGCGCCAAUGGCUCCGAUCUCAGCGCCUACGUGGGACUGUCGGGCGUGCACCAUGAACAACGAAGGCAGCGCGACCAAGUGCACGACGUGUGGGACAGAGCGUCCAGCGGAUGUGAAUGUACCGACUGUACCUAACAGCAUCAAGGGUAGCAACCCUGCUCCGUUUUCGGCGGUGUUUAGCUCGGAUCUGUCAUUUAUGCGCAUGAAAUGGUCACGUGGAGAGCAGCAAGGAGUGUGGCUGGCGCGUAAACAGAUUGUUGAGAGGAGCUUUGACCUCGCGACGUCACUUGCCGCGGCGAAUGAUACGAUGAUGGACUCUACCAAUCUCCCGGGUUAUGUGUAUUCUCCUCAAGGGCAACCGGCGAGUGUUUUAGUACUGGAAAGAGCCGUGCUGUCGACUUCGGACCAUACAGAGUUUACUGUACAAGUUUGGAUUCGUCCGGAGUCUUCCCCGUCUGGAAAUGAGGCUCAGAUUGUACUAGCAAAUGGCCACAACUUUGAGCUUUCGUUGGCUAGCGAUGGACACUUAGUGUGGCAGAUUGCAGGGGGGCGGUAUUCUUUGACUUCUCGUGAGCCUGUAGAAUUUGGCGUUUUCUGUCACGUGACACUGUCAUUUGGUCAAGACAAAGUGAUACUAUCAAUUGAUGGCUCGAUAGCAGGUGAAAUGGAGCGAUUGGAUGAAGCAGGGCCGUCUGCCCCGGGUGCGUCGUUGUUGACUAUUGGUGGCAGCUUUGAAAGCUGCGAUCCCAACGAAAAAGGAAAAGGUCCAGGCUGUUUUUAUGGACAAAUGCUAGAUCUGCGCAUUUGGUCGACGCUGCUGUCGAAACUGGAUGAGAACUGGAGUAUAUCGACCGCUUUAACGGGUCAUGAAGGGCACCUUGUGGGAUACUACCCGCUAGCUGGUCAUUCGGAGAGAUUGUUGAUGGAUCUAUCGAAGCAGCAAAACCACGCUUGCGUCUUUGAAGGAUACCAGGCUCCAGACUCGAUCCAUGACACAGCAAUCUCGUCGAUUAGUAGCUUUGUCCCCGCUACCCCAGCAGAGAUUAUCCCGGUGAAGAACGCGUUUGCUGUCUCACUUGGAAGUAAGUUCUUCGGCAGUGGAAAGUUUUCUCUGUCUGACGAUGGAGUAAGUGGACUACAAGUGGACAGCGAGGGCGCAUUGUGGCGUCAAAAUACUGUCUCGAUUGCGAGUGGAUUUCAAUCCACGCUGUCUAUUGCGCCUUCGGUUACGACUGAAGCACAAUCUUCACAUAAAACUGUGGUGUUCGCGAUGUGUGAAGCUUCUUUCUGGGACCUUGUCCCUUUGUUGUCAGAAGCAGCGAAAAUAUCAAAUGUGACAAGUGACGAUGUCGUGGAUCCAUCGCUACGACACUUCGACGGGUCUGCAAUGCUGAUCAAAGUAAGCUCGGAUGUUGUGGCUCCGGGGGUUUUGAUGUACGAGCUGGGACUGUACAUUUGGUCGAAGAAGCAAGGAAACCCACUAUCGUGUUUCUACGAACUACCUGGACGUGUUCUAUCCGUUGCUAUUGGUGGUGUUGGCGUGGUGUUCGAGGUUGCUGUAGAUCUGGAACUUGCGCUUCGUAUGGAGUCUGGUAAUGCUGUGCGUACUGGUUUAAUUUUCCCGGCAGGCAAAGAUCUCGCCACUCAGCAGACUGCAACUAAGCUACUGAAGUGGACGUUUGAAUCGUACACCGAUAAUCCACCUAAGGAAGCGUCACAGUCUGUUCUCGGGAACGUUUAUGUUGCUCUACAGCCAGAAGGAUCAGGAGAAGAUAGCGGAAAGAGCAGCGAGGGCGAGACUAUAACGUGCACCCGAGUGAGCACUGACGGUAGUGCUAUUGCCCAGGAGGCGUACAGCUGUCAGACGUGUAGUUUGGUUCAUGGCAAUAGCAUCUGUCGGACGUGUGCUGUGAUCUGCCAUGAAGGCCACGAACUGGUUGUGUUGGGCGUGACCACGACAGCCUGUGCCUGCCACGUUCGAGGGAAUGGACUGUGUCACUGUAAUGCUCCUGUCCAAGUCUCUGAGUAUCCGUCGCUCAGUCAACCUGUGAAUGCAGCACUAUGGGGCUGCAACAAGUGCACGGUGAUCAAUAGCAUCGACCUCAAGACAUGCAAUGUUUGUGGUAACAACGCACCUGAAAUCCACACUGGCACUGGAUCUGCAGCACCAGAGUCCACUAGCACAGCUUUAGCGCUGGUUGAACAGCCACAACCUGCUGUGGAUUGGUCCUGUGAAGCUUGCACGAUGCUCAAUAACGCGACGGCCACGAAAUGCUCCAUUUGUGACACCCCACGAGCGAAACCUGCAGAGCCCGAAGUCGUCGGAGCGAGCCAAGAGACGAAGACCGACGAUGGACUCACCACACUCUACUACGCCGCUGAGAAUGCUGUGAAACAGGAUCAUCCCAUGGCUAUUCAGCCUACUGGUCCUUGGACUUGCGGAGCGUGCACGAUGGAAAACCAACCAGCAGAUACGACGUGCCACAUGUGCGGGACGUCUCGAGAAGUUCCAGUUGCCGCUACUGUUACAUCGUCCGAAGUGGUGAUGACUCUACCUGCAUCAACGAGUGACGCUACGCCUGCGUCGUCUCCGAUGAGUAUGGACAUGGACGGAAGUGACCAACCUGUCACGUCUGAGCCUGUCAACCUGCAUGAUUCAAAGCUGAAGAACAUCAAGUAUCUGGACGAAUACAAACGCACAGCCGCUUCAGCUUUCAGCCACUUGGUGGAGAUUCAAAGCAUGAACGACUCGGUGUGGGAAACGACUGGAGGGAAGAUGCAUUUCACGCUGGACAAGAGUUUUGUAGGCGAGUACGUGCGCGGAACUUACGUGGAGAAAGACGGUAAGCUGAGUGGACUCGCUCGUCUAACAGAGGACGGAGCCUGGAAGCUUGAUGGACGGUUUAAGAAAGCCACUCAGUCACAGUCGAAUGCCUGCACGCUGUACUGGGACAAGACAGCCUCUCGUUUUGACGGGAAGUGGUAUCGCGGCGAUGGAUCAGGCGACUGGAAGUGUCUAGCGUCACCGUACGCGUCGGAUUAUUGUGGGUUGGCACCUGUCGACCCCGUGAAGAAACCGAACGAGCUGCAGCCGUACUACUCUGGCAUGGUUAAUAUGAAGCAGAACCUCACGAACGUCUGCUACCAGAACAGCUUCCUUCAAACGCUGUACAUGACUCAAGACUUUCGACGACUGAUCUUGUCAUGUGAUGCCAGCAACUACUUCGCACCGUUUGCAGAUAACGGGACAACGAGCGGUGGGAAUGUUGUGGCAACUAUCCAAGACUUGUUCGCUCAAAUGACCGCUUCUCAGCGUCCGUAUCUGGCUACUCAUGCGCUUCAGCGCUGUCUACCUACCGAGUUCAAGAAUGGACGACAACAGGACACGUCGGACUUUGCUCAUUUCCUCAUUGACUCGCUCAGCCAGCAAUUAAGUCAACAUGAAGACACUACAGACGACAUUCCAUCGAUUUUUGGCGGCCAUCAAGCGACGAUUCUGGCGUGUAAAACGUGUGGCAACAAGUCGGUGAACCGCGAGUAUUUCUGGGAGUUGCUACUGAACAUGAUCGACCUUCGUUACACACCGAUCACCAGCAUUACCGCAGUGAGUGGAUCGUCCAUGGACAUCAAAACUCCUGACAGAUACGAGCGUCUUGAUGCCGAUUUGAACAAGGAUCGAACCGGAGCUCCGUACGUGUAUUUGUGCGUGAAGAGAUGCCCAGAGCGAGCGACUAGUGAUACCGCGAUGGAAGAUGACAGCGAACGGGUCAUGCCAGUCACGGAACUGGUCGUAAAGGUGGCGCUAACUACCGAUCCGAAGCCAUCGAUGCCGGGUUUUGAGCGUGUGGAACUUGAUCUCAAUGUCGGCGGGGGUGCUACUGCAGGAGCGAAGAAACAAGUGUACUUGUUCUUCCGUCGUGAGCCGAAUGGUUCCCCCAUCACUGAUCUGCAAGUAAUCUAUGGCAACGAGUCCGUUCCUGAUGGCUUCAAGCAAAUCCAAGUGGACAUUAACCAGGGAGAUGGAUCCAAGGUUUAUCUAUGCUAUCGCUGCGAUAUGCCGAUCACGGAUCUGAAAAUCGUUAACAGUGGGAUCCCUGGGUACCGAAUGGUGGACCACUUGCUCAAUGUAAGUCACGAAGACGCGGUGAAGCAGUAUUUGGCGCUCAAAGUAGGCGGGAACGAACCGUGUCUGACGGAUCUGAAGCUUGUCGAAGGCACCGACGUGUCUACUUUCGAAGAGCAGGGAUGGCAGUCCAUUGGAAGCCCAUUUUCUUCUGCUCCUGUUGCUCAGCCUACUGAGUCGCUUACACCGCCUCAACUUAUGGUCCGUCGUGGUCACGGCAACCCUAUUUUCGCUGUUGACGUCUUCCGUGCACCUCGUCAAGUGCCCAAGUACAACGACUACGAAGGUGACUGGAUGGGAAGUGAAGAAACAGAUCGUGGACGUAAGGCAGUGCGUAUGCGCUCAGUAUCGGAACCAAUCACAGACGCGCUGCUUCUGAAGGGGUCGCUGGACGAUAAGGGGGAAUUGUCAUGUGUGGCAACGCGUGUGUCAAGCUGGUCGGACUCGAUUACAGCAGGAGCUGCGGAUUCGGUGGUCCCUGUAGACUCUUCUAGUGGAAGUACGAGUAUCAACGCUGCCCCCAAGGUUUAUCGUGUGUCGGGUUACUGGAAGAACGCAAAAGUACCAAGUGCACAGCUCUUUGAUGUGGAACUGCGACCUGCACCCAAUGGAGUUAGUGGCGCACCAGAUGCUGUCGAUAUGUCGUCGCAAGGAGAACCUACGAGGCUGUACACGAUUAAUGGAACCAUUGGUGAUGGUAGAGGGAAACCUAUUGCCAUCCAGGGCGUUCAGUCAUCAAGGAAAGUGAAAAUCAAAUGGCCGAUUUCGAGUAUUAUGGUGCUACGUGGUGACGAGCGUGUACCUGAAGGCGUACAGGUUGUUCGAGAGACGUGUUCGGGUCGAUCAGGUAGCCUAUUGGCGCAGACUACGUCGCCUCACACGCUGUAUCUGGCAGUAAAGAGGGAAGAAGCACCCGCCGACGACUACAUCACCGACGUUUGUGUCAUCUACGGCGAGAUUGAUGCUGUUCCGGAGCAUUACACUUGUCUGCAAACCACACCCGCCGGACACUCCGCUAACUUGAAUGACGGGACAACAGGCGUGCCUGUUUUUAUCUGCUACCGACGAGCUGGAAGUACUGAGAACGCGGCUGCCAAGAGCUUGAUGGAUCUCGCGUUGAUGUGGACUACAGGCGCUCAACCAGACACUCUUCCCACUGGGUUCACUAAGAUCCAGCACACGCCUCUCGGUAUGGACGCGAAUCUGAACCAAGGUACAAGUGGCGUGGCAAUUCAUCUUUGCUACUCGAAAUGUGAGGCGAAAGACAUUGUUAAGCCGUUGGACAACCCGCUGAACGGUGAAUUCGAGAUUACGAGCUCUCCGUUGCUAGCUUUCGGUCGCUUUUUCAGUCUCUCGGUCGUCGAAGAACUCGAAGAAGUUCGUACAGUGGAAGGAAACUUCGGCAUCGUGCUACACGCACAGCUCAUUGGGUCGAUGAGUGGAAUUCUGUACACUUCAAAGCAUCAGCAGACCGAGGACAAGAAGACCCGUACGAUCGUCGGUGCGUGGCGAGUUGAUAGUCCACUGGCUGACGGUGUGGGCGCAAGUAUGAACGACUUCUUGCCGUCUAGUUAUCCAUUCGAGUUGACACUCAACGAGACAGCCACCGAGAUGGAUGGAUGGUGGAGUGGAGCGGAAGGUGUGUCUGGAAACGUUUCGAAACCCACUGUAUCCGUCGUUACGCCAUCAAGUGGCGCGGCUACCAGUACAGCGCCGUCUGGCUCGACUUCUGUUAUCGGCGGCAAGUGGAAACUCGUCAAGGAUUCGUACGUGCAUGUGGCGUUCAAGAAGGACUACAGCACGGAAUGGAAGGCUGGCCAGCUUGUGUUCUCUGAGCGUGUGUGGAGACAUGACAUUGAGUCCAUGUUGUCGCGUUUCGUAGCUACUCGCACGUUGGGAGGCGACAAUGCGCUCUCCUGUAGUGUGUGCCAGAAGAAGACAGAGUCACGGACGCAUACGGUGAUCUUUGAGCCGCCGGAGCAUCUAAUCAUUACGCUGAAGCGGAUGUACUACGAUUGGACUCAACAAAAGGCGUGCAAGUGCUUACACGACGUUCGUUUUCCGGCGUUGUUGACACUGCCGUCUUUGACGGAGGAAGAAGAACUCGCUGUGUAUGACCCGAAGAGCAGCGACUCAACUCGCGAGAAACAACAGAACCAGUCGCGCCACUACGGCUUGUACGGUGUACUUGUGCACUCUGGUCUCACAGCCAACUCCGGCCACUACUUCAGUUUCUGUCGCGAGAGUGACGAGAGUACACGGCAACUGCAUCUGGAAGACUCGACGUUGUCCCCGUGGAUCAAAUUCAACGACACAAAGGUCGAGCGUUCCAACUGGAAGGAGAUCAACCGACUUGUGUCCAAUACUGUAUCCGACACGGUUUAUCUGUUGCUGUACAAGAAGCUCUCGUACGAGCCAGCACCUAGUUCAGAGGUGGACCAAGACGUAAGCUCCGACGACGAAGAAGCCAUGCUGUUGGCGAAGGCGAUGGCGUUGUCCAUGUCGGCAGCGAAGCACCAACAUCGACAGAACGAGGAAGAAACCAAGAGCGAGGAAGACACUUCUUUGCUAUCGACCAGUAUGGUGGUCAAGACACUUUUGAAGAAGGUGGAGGCAGAAAACACGACCUUCCUGCGUGACUCGGUGGCGGCUACUUCCAGUACGCUGCAUGCCGACGAUAUACACACGCUGUUAGUACUGCGCCACUCGCUACCUUUACAUCUGCGUGCGGUGUUAGACGAGAUCUGCUAA
This is a messenger RNA of Phytophthora infestans T30-4, 7869 nucleotides long. RefSeq names its product ubiquitin-specific protease, putative. Gene Ontology annotation, biological process: protein deubiquitination. Lineage: Eukaryota; Oomycota; Peronosporomycetes; Peronosporales; Peronosporaceae. The transcript is spliced from 4 exons. The record is from RefSeq and is a predicted model, not a curated record. Gene Ontology annotation, cellular component: nucleus; cytosol. The coding region runs from base 1 to 7869 and encodes 2622 amino acids. Gene Ontology annotation, molecular function: cysteine-type deubiquitinase activity; zinc ion binding; cysteine-type endopeptidase activity.